CUUGUUGCUUAUAUUCAGUAACUGUUCCACAUUACAGGUAUUUUGAAUAUAUGGGCCCACUUUUGUGGCCCACCUAAUGAUUGGUUUAUUUUAAGAAUCGGCCAAAAUAUUUAUUUAUAUGGGCUCAACCCAAAGGCAUACUUAUGCCAAGUUUUUAAUGUGAUUUGAAAUUAUUAGAGCGAUUCCAAGCUCCAAGCUUUGUUUGGUAUGAGUAUACAGUUUCUUACCUGUGAACACUUUACAGUUACCCAAACAUAAAAAAAAAUGUUUACCUACAUGUUGUUUACAACAUUCAAGUCACUUACAUCUGAAACUCAGUCACAACUUAAGAAGUUACAAGAAUCCAAAGGUUUGGGAAGAAAUUCAGAGUUUGGUUGCAUGUUUUGGGUGUGAGUCUCACAAAUCCUUGUACUUUGUGACCUUCAUCAUAGUAUCUCCUAGAUCAUCUAGGACCACAUGCAAAGUCACUCUCAUGGUGAACCAUGCACAUUCUUUUGUGCUGUUCAUUGCUUUAAUUUUCUUGCACUCAUGUUUUCAUUUUAACAAUAGUUGUAAUCUUGCACAACUCAGGUAUUCCUGAAAUUAGGGCCAUCAUAUUUCUUGAAGAGAACUGAUCCCCCACUACCCUUUUUACAAGCAUUUUUGGUGAAAAAAUAUAUGAUAUUUCAACGGCAAAUUUGGAAAUGAAAUUUUCUUGAGGUAUAGAAAAAGGGUUCUACUCACAACUGGUUGUAGGUGACAAGUCCUCUUUCUUCUAAUUGAAAAUGGGUCUGUGGUAUUUGAAUGUUCUGUUGAUGAAAGAAUAUUAACACUCUUAUGGAAUAUUCUUCAUGUAGAACAUGCAAAUAGAGGUAGAGACAUGGAUGACACAUUGGCUGUUCUGUUUUCUGUUAUCUAUGUAUUUCUCUGGCCUUACUUGACUAUUUGCUCUUUAUUUGCGUGUUUCUUGUCCUUCAAUGCUAUUAGUAUCUUUUCUAGCUGAUUAGGUGUGCUCUUUUGUACUGUAUUUUAUCUUUUCAUUCUAUUUCCUUCUUUGAGCAUGUCAGACGCAUGCUGCCUGUGUCACUGGGGUAAUGUUUAGAUGCUAUGGGAUUUGAACAGAAUUAUGAUGCUACCUACCUAUGAUUUCUGACCCCAUUUCUCUACAAAUUUCCUGUUUAUAUGUGGAAAUGUCUCUGCGUUAUUGGUUCUUCGUCUUGCUAGUGGAAUGUCAUUCCUCCGUUGUGGGGGAAUGAGCGAAUUAAAAUCAGGAGAACACGAGGAGAGAGAAAGCUACAUUGUUUGUCAGAAGACCAACAUAUCUGUCCUUUUGUUCGGAAGCUGAUGUGCUGUUAGUACAGAAUUCAGGGCAUGCCAUGAUGCAUGAUUGCUCAGACACAAACAACUCUCAACUUCUACAUCCAAGGCACUUGGUGGAAAUUGAAGCCAUGCAUAAUCAGAUUACCUUCUAGCUGAAUGGGGAGUAUUACUGACGUCGAGCAAGCGCUGCCAUGUUCUUUUGUUGCAAAGGUACAUAGUGUAAUGUGCAAGGAGCUGACAAAGGUUGUCGAUAGGGUCACACAGAUAAUUCCAUCAAUAGAAUCAGCUCGCCCAGGAUGCAAUUCUGGAAUACAGGCAUUGUGCGCUUUAUACAAUGCAGUUGAGAAAGCCAAGUUCCUUCUUCAGACAUGUGCAGAGUCUAGCAAGCUCUACUUGGCAAUCAGAGGGCAAUCGAUUCAGUUAAGAUUUGAAAUGACUAGUAAGGAACUGGAUAUAAGUUUAAGCAAAAUUGAAGAUAUGGUUCCACAACCAUUAGCUGCUGAGAUAUCUGAUAUUGUCAAUGAUCUUCGAGAUGCAAAGUUUGUGAUGGAAUCUUUUGAAGAAGAGGCUGGCAGGGUGCUAAUUGCAUUGCUCGAGCAAGAUAAAUCUACAACUAAUUCAACAGAAAUUUCAGAAUUUGAGGCAUUCCAAUUUGCAGCUCUGAGGUUAAAACUUACGUCUCCUAAGGCCCUUUUGAUUGAGAAAAGAUCUAUUAGGAAGCUACUUGAUAGAGUCAGUGACACGGACCAGGAAAGGAGGAGUAUCCUGAAGAACCUCCUCCAUCUUUUGUUCAAGUAUGGAGAACUGCUUGGAUGUGAACCUGCAGAAAAUAUUGCUGCUCGAUGGAAAAUUUUAAUUUCAAGCACCAAUUCCUCAUGCAAUAGUGGUCCUUGUGAAAACCUGUGUGAGCCUAUUGGGCUAAAACUACAUGUGGAUUCUGGUUGCAGCGAAGAUCAUACUGAUGUGGGUAAUCCAGAUGAACCUCCUGAGGAACUCAGGUGUCCUAUUUCAUCAGAAUUGAUGUUUGAUCCCGUGGUUAUAGCUUCUGGUGAAACAUAUGAAAGGAUGUGUAUAGAGAAAUGGUUCAGCGAGGGUCAUGAUACAUGCCCAAAGACACAGAAAAAGCUGUCACAUCUUUCUUUGACUCCGAACUCUUGCGUGAAGGACCUCAUUGCCAACUGGUGCAGAAAGCACAAUUUUUCCGUUCCAGAUCCGUGUUCACAACCGAUUCCUGCAGCAUUUGCUCUGUGGAACAGUUCCUGUAGUACAUCCAUCCAUUGUUUUGGCAGCUCUAUUAACAACACGGAAAAUACACUAAUAGAUGGCAAAAGUUCAGAUUAUGAAAAUCAAAAUGAUAUUGGAAAUGCAUCGAUUAGCUCCUCUGAUGCUAGUAAUCUUUUGGAGUCAUUGGAUACUAAGAGCACCAAAAGCUUUAAUGAUGGCCACCAUCAAAUCUUCUCCUGGUAUGAUGGUUCUGACAGAUGCCAGUCUUUUGCGGACUUUAGUCACGAAAUGUACUCGAACUUGCUUUCUAAACUUGCAACACUCCCAUCAGAAGCUCAUCACAAAGCAGUGGAAGAUGUCAAGAUCUUUUUGAAAGACAAUGAGGAAGUCUGUUAUUCUAUGAACUGUAAUGGUUUUGUGGAAGCAUUGAUGGCGUUUUUGAUAAAUGCACGUGAACAGUCAGACAUAAAAGCACAGAAAGUAGGUGCUCAGAUUCUUUUGGCAUUUCUAAGUAGCAGCAGGAAUGAGAUGCCACCCUUAAAUGAAGAUGGAUUUCUCCUGUUGGCAUCUUUCCUUGAUUCUGAAAUGUUUGAAGAAGCUUUGGCAAUCAUCCAAUUGUUAUUAAGCCAUGGGUACUGCAAACCAGAAAUCGUGGCGUCUGGUAUUCUUCCUUCUAUCACGAAAGUUCUCGACUCCCAAGUCAAAGAAUUCCUGCUCCAGGCUGUUAAAAUCUUCUGUGACUUGUCUUCUUAUAGCGACAUUCAAUCUCACAUUUUAUCCUCAGGAUGCAUCUCAAAACUGAUUCAGCUUUUGGGAGAUGAUCAACUCGCUGGAAAUUGCAUAAGGAUUUUGCAAAAUCUAUGUGAUACAGAAGAAGCCAGAGUUGCGAUUGCCGAAACUAAUGGAUGUAUUGCUUCCAUUGUUGAACUGAUUGAUGCUGGAACUUAUGAAGAACAGGAACAUGCAGUUUCUGUUCUACUUUCACUAUGUUCUUACAGUUCUGACUAUUGCCAAUUGGUCAUGAAAGAAGUUGUUAUCCCGCCUCUUGUCAGUUUAUCCAUCAACGGGAAUGUCAGGGGGAAGGAAAGCGCCAUGAAGUUACUACUACUUUUGAGAGAUCUCAGACAUAAUGAUCAUCUGGACAGUUCAUUCUUGCAGAUUGGAUCCGUUCCUGAAUUAUCACAUGAUAUUGGAAGCUUAGGUAAAGAAAAACAACCAAAUUUCAAGACUUCCAGUUCUUGCAGAAGAAAAUUGCACAUAUUCUUAAAACAUAUCUUUGGCCCUGUUUCGGCAGGCAGUGAUAUGACCAAAGCAUUUAGAAGAGAAAAAAAUGCCAGGUGAAAAAUGUUACUACCAACCAGAGGUGGCACAUAGCCUAAAUACAAACAACAAUAGCAUCAAAAGGGAGUUACAAAGCUAAGACAAGCAAAGAGAAAAGAAACCCACACCCUGGGCCAAGAAAACAAUUAAGCAAUCCCACAUCCUCAGCCAAACAAUAGGAGAGCAGAGCUGGGACCCAUGAAAAGAUGACAAACAUGGUUAAAGUAACCACAAAAAAAUGAGGAAAGGAGGACGGUGACUCCCUACCUUGGAGUCGGAUCUGUUGCUGUAGGAGGGCAAAAUAACCAACAGUUGAUGCUGAUACACUGACGGAGAUUGUAAGAGGUCAAUCCCUGCACUUGCAAAGUGGCCUCAGCCAUGUCUAGCUGGCAUCCUAAACCAUAGUUCAAAAACCCGAAAACUUGAUUAAACUUGAUUGUUCAGCUAGCUCGAUGUGUAUUUAUUGUAAAUUGAAAUUUUUGGAAUGCAAAGUGAUAUUUAAAAUAGUUAGAUAUUAAUGUUAAGUAAAUAGAACAUAACUCAUACCAACAACA
Messenger RNA from Magnolia sinica, 4397 nucleotides. Its product is annotated as U-box domain-containing protein 6-like. The transcript is spliced from 7 exons. NCBI's taxonomy places the organism in Eukaryota, Viridiplantae, Streptophyta, Magnoliopsida, Magnoliales, Magnoliaceae. Gene Ontology annotation, molecular function: protein binding; ubiquitin-protein transferase activity. The record is from RefSeq and is a predicted model, not a curated record. Gene Ontology annotation, cellular component: nucleus; cytoplasm. Bases 1456 to 3864 code for a protein of 802 amino acids. Gene Ontology annotation, biological process: protein ubiquitination.